Molecule: messenger RNA, 1656 nt
Organism: Exophiala xenobiotica
Lineage: Eukaryota; Fungi; Ascomycota; Eurotiomycetes; Chaetothyriales; Herpotrichiellaceae
Exons: 2
Coding region: 35-1171 (378 amino acids)
Biological process (GO): N-terminal protein amino acid methylation
Cellular component (GO): cytoplasm
Molecular function (GO): N-terminal protein N-methyltransferase activity
Source: RefSeq, a predicted model, not a curated record
GUCUCUGCGGGUACAACUUCUAAUACCACGCCUAAUGAAGUGGCCGCAAUUUCGAAUUGACUCUACGCUUUCACACCCCCUAUUAGUGUCGUUGGUGGCCUGUACUAUUAGCACGAAACUCUCCAGAUCAUUCCGACCGCAAGAUAGUACUAGUAUUGUUCAGAGAGCGGCUUGUACGGCGCACAAUAUGGCGGACCUAGAGAAAUCCGACACCGACGCCCGGAUCUCGAUACCCGACCAACUCGCGUACUGGGCCCAGAUCAGUGCCGAUGACAAUGGCAUGCUGGGCGGCUAUCCGCAAAUCUCACGGAUCGACAUACAAUUUUCCAGGACUUUUCUGCGCAAGUUACAGCGUAUGUACCCCGACAAGAGCCAGGAGCGAGGGGCGACGACGACGACGACGACAAAAUACGCGUUUCGACAUUGUCUGGAAACUGGGGCAGGGAUCGGGCGGGUGACGUUCAAUUUGUUGUCGUCCAUGUGUGAGAAGAUUGAUGUUAUUGAACCGAUUGAGAAGUUCACGGCCAUGUUGACGGCGAAGGAUUCGCCACUCGUUAAGGCGGGACAGUUGAGGCGCGUGUGGAACGUGCCUCUGCAGGAAUGGACGGCGGACUCGGUUCCUUCGUACGAGUACUGCGGCGACGAGCGCGGCGUGGAUAUGGAUGCGGAUGCGGAUGUGGAUGUGGACCGUGAUCAUCAUCCCAAUCCAAGUGAGGAGCAGCAGCAGCAGCAGCAGAUCGGUUCAACCGUGAAGGCAAACGCAAACGCAAAUACCAGGGGUAAAAGUCACGACGCGGAAAGAGAAGAAAAUCGACAAGGAGAGCAGGGGGGUCGACGUUACGAUCUGAUCUACAACCAAUGGUGCCUCAACCACCUGACGUUUGCAAGCCUGGUUCAAUUCUUCCGCAGUCUGAUCCCGCUGUUGGCCAAGGGUGGCUGGAUCAUCGUCAAGGAGAAUCUGUCGACCGAGGCAUCGGGCGCGGAUACGUUCUGGGAAGAGGAUAGUAGCGUGGCGCGCAGCGAUCGGAAUUGGAGGGCGAGUUUUGAAAGGGCCGGGCUGAAGGUGGUUUGGACGCAGUUGCAGACGGGCUUUCCGAAGUCGUUGGGCUUGUUGCCUGUGAGGAUGUAUGCGUUGAGACCGCUGGAAGGGAGGGGGCUGAAGGGACCGUAGGGAUCGUAGGGGCCGCGGGAGAACAGAAAGGGGGUAGGGUAGGCCGGCGGGACAGACAGACAGAGGGAGAGACGGAGGGCCGACUUUCUCCUCCCAAUAGGAUUUGGUGAUUGGCAGAAGGGAAGGCAUUGGGGGUGGGUGCCGGAAGACAGGGAGGGAGGUGCGAGGAUCCGUGAGUGGCGUGGAGCAUUGUUGAACAUAAGGGUUUAUGAGGCAUUUCUGUGUACAUGAGCAUUAUUGAACAUAAGGGUUCAUGGGGCAUUGGUGCGUACGUUGGCAUUAUUGAACAUAAGAGUGUAUUGGACAUGGGGGUUUCAUUGGGGUGCAUUGUAUGUACUUGCGAAGUUUGUCGACGAGGCGAACUACCCAUCGACCCAUCCAUGAAGACGGCAAGACACUGUGUGUGUCUGACGACCGUUGUGGACCAGUUGUUCGUCUCAAUGCUUGGGUGGAAGAUUUCGCUGUCGUACAGAGUACAGAGGUCA